This is a messenger RNA of Thlaspi arvense, 666 nucleotides long. NCBI's taxonomy places the organism in Eukaryota, Viridiplantae, Streptophyta, Magnoliopsida, Brassicales, Brassicaceae. The record is from the annotation of a GenBank genome assembly.
AUGUUUCCCCUACGACCAGGAUCCGAUGGUGGUCGGAGACUUCCUCUGUUCUCGGGUAACUCAUAUAAGGAUAACUCAACUCAGGCCCUCGAGAAGAAACAUAGCAAAAGCAGAGUCAUCCAUGGCGAAAAGAAGGACCUGCGAGAAGAGCUUCAAGAGAAACGUGAGGAUCGCAGCAGAGACGUGUGGAAAAGGAUUGAUCCCCAGCUUAACGUCCGACUUCCCCGAUAUCGGGAGAGAUAUCACCCAUAUUCAAAGAGUUACAAGGAGCAGAGCUUCCACUAUAAUUCUUCAUCAAAGGCCAGACUUGAGUGGAGACCCCGUAGGGAAGGCCCUUCCGACUCUAAUAUUGAGGGAAGACAACAUGAUGGAAACAGUUUGGGGAAAACAGGGGAAACGCGCGAAGAUGAAAAAAAUAAGUCCCCAGAAGAAAGAGAUGCAGAUAUGGAAUUCGAGCAACGACUAGACAGGGAGUUAGUUGAGAUGGAAAUGGAUGAUGAAAUGAUUGAUAACAAUGAACUACUCCUGGAAGAUCUUGAGGACUAUCCCGAGAAGAUUGAUGCAAUUUCGCAACUCUCCCCAGAACUGGAAGAUGACGACCGAGGAGCUAGCUGGAGCCAUGGCAUCGAAAAAACUACAUGCCAUCCGGGGAAAAGCCUCCCCAAG